Messenger RNA from Rhizoctonia solani, 741 nucleotides. Its product is annotated as carbohydrate-binding module family 19 protein. The record is from RefSeq and is a predicted model, not a curated record. Bases 1 to 741 code for a protein of 246 amino acids. The transcript has 5 exons. NCBI's taxonomy places the organism in Eukaryota, Fungi, Basidiomycota, Agaricomycetes, Cantharellales, Ceratobasidiaceae.
AUGAAAUCAAAGCUACUGGCUCAGACUGGGUGUGGCGCUUUGGCGUACGCUGUGGCGGUCUUUGGGCUCCCGCAGUCUGCCGGACAUAAGAUGGAUCGGCUGCGACCGAGGCAUUCUGCUAGCGCUUCGGGGAGUGCAACAAGAACGGUUAUGGUUACUGUCAGUUUGGCCCUUCGACUACUGUUACACUCGGAGGCACCAAUAGUGCCAACCCUUGCACAGAUGAAACACAAUAACAUUGACUACCGAAAUUCUUGUGACCGUAUUCCCUUCGGCCGCUCCCCCCUUCCUCUUCGUUGUUUUCGGGAACCUCCGUCCCGACUACGGCUCUUCCUGGAUCAUCACUACCAGUUCGGCGCUACCCACUACCUCUUCCACGUCUUCAUCCAUCCCACCUAUACCACUGAUCCCAAUUUUAAUCCUAUUACCGCUCCGGCAAUUGGAGGAGGUAAUGCCAUCCUCGCUCAAAAUGCUGCUCAAGCCCAAGCACUCAAUCGAAAAUUCAGAGAGUUGACCUUUAGCGAUAGUUGUUUAGAUGGUGACGAAGCAUGCAUUGGAGACGGUCCAUCUCUUUGCAUAUUGGGUAUCUGGAGAAGGCAAUUAUGCAGGCAGCCCAACACUCGGUGCCGUGCAGUGCCUAGAAUGCAAACUAAUGGGACUGCCAUAGGAUGCUACACUGAGGCCGACUUGGAAGCCAGGUUUUCAUCGACUGGAAGAUCAGGAAGCGCCUUUGGCGAAUGA